GGUUCGUGCAGUACGUCGAGUCCUCGGCGGUGGCCGAGGUGCUCAGCACCGAGGGCAGCAUCCUCAACUUCUUCCGCAAGCACCACCCGUCGGAGGCGGGGCCGUACGGCGUCAGCGCCGACGUCAUGGACACCUACAUCCGCAGCUGCGCCGGCUACUGCGUCAUCACGUACCUGCUGGGCGUCGGGGACCGACAUCUGGACAACCUGCUGCUCACCAAGGACGGCAACCUGUUCCACGUUGACUUCGGCUACAUCCUGGGCCGCGACCCCAAGCCGCUGCCGCCGCCCAUGAAGCUCAGCAAGGAGAUGGUGGAGGCGAUGGGCGGUGUCAACUCGGAGCACUACCAGACGUUCCGCAAGCAGUGCUACACCGCCUUCCUCCACCUCAGGAGGCACGCGGACGUCAUCCUGCACCUGUUCUCGCUGAUGGUGGACGCCAACAUCCCCGACAUCGCCCUGGAGCCGGACAAGACGGUGCGCAAGGUGCAGGACAAGUUCAGGCUCGACCUCUCGGACGAGGAGGCGGUCGGCUACAUGCAGAACAUGAUCGACGUGUCGGUGACGGCCGUGAUGGCCGCCCUCGUCGAACAGCUGCACAAGUUCGCCCAGUACUGGCGGCGGUAGGCGGACCUGCCGCGCUGGCGCGCGCGCGCGCGCAGCCGGCGCCAUGUGAUAUGUGAGACCACGC
Molecule: messenger RNA, 690 nt
Organism: Pollicipes pollicipes
Lineage: Eukaryota; Metazoa; Arthropoda; Thecostraca; Pollicipedomorpha; Pollicipedidae
Product: phosphatidylinositol 3-kinase catalytic subunit type 3-like
Biological process (GO): phosphatidylinositol-mediated signaling; autophagosome assembly; autophagy of peroxisome
Cellular component (GO): phosphatidylinositol 3-kinase complex, class III, type II; membrane; peroxisome
Molecular function (GO): 1-phosphatidylinositol-3-kinase activity
Source: RefSeq, a predicted model, not a curated record